Molecule: messenger RNA, 3561 nt
Organism: Echinops telfairi (small Madagascar hedgehog)
Lineage: Eukaryota; Metazoa; Chordata; Mammalia; Afrosoricida; Tenrecidae
Gene: RRN3
Product: RRN3 homolog, RNA polymerase I transcription factor
Exons: 18
Coding region: 19-1992 (657 amino acids)
Biological process (GO): transcription initiation at RNA polymerase I promoter
Cellular component (GO): nucleus
Molecular function (GO): RNA polymerase I general transcription initiation factor activity; RNA polymerase I core binding
Source: RefSeq, a predicted model, not a curated record
GCGGCUGAGCGUGUGCCCAUGGCGGCUUCGCUCCUUAGCACGCGUUUGCCCGGUGAUGUGGCCGCUUCGCCCUCUGCAGUCUCAGCGCUGGGGACCGCGCGGACUGGGAUUUCAGAGAUGCUUGCAUUAGAGAACGAUUUCUUCAAUUCUCCCCCAAGAAAAACUGUUCGAUUUGGUGGAACAGUGACAGAAGUCUUGCUGAAGUAUAAAAAGGGUGAAACAAAGGACUUUGAGCUGCUGAAGAACCAGCUGUCAGAUCCAGAUAUAAAGGAUGACCAACUCAUUAACUGGCUGCUGGAAUUUCGGUCUUCCAUUAUGCACCUGACAAAAGACUUUGAGCAGCUUGUCAGUAUCCUACUGAGACUGCAGUGGUUGAAGAGAAGUCAGAAGGUGGUGGAAGAAUACUUAGCGUUUCUUGGUAAUCUUGUGUCAGCACAGACUGUCUUUCUCCGACCAUGUCUCAGCAUGAUUGCGUCUCAUUUUGUACCUCCCCGAGUAAUCAUUAAGGAGGGUGACGUGGAUGUUUCAGACUCUGAUGACGAAGACGAUAAUCUUCUUGAAAAUUUCGACACAUGUCAUAGAGCCUUGCAAAUAAUAGCAAGAUACGUCCCAUCGACACCGUGGUUUCUUAUGCCAAUACUGAUGGAAAAAUUUCCAUUUGUUCGAAAAUCAGAGAGAACAUUGGAAUGCUAUAUCCAUAACUUAUUAAGGAUUAGUGUGUAUUUUCCAACCUUGAGGCACGACAUUCUGGAACUUGUGAUUGAAAAGCUAAUCAAGUUGGAUGUAAAUGCAUCCCGCCAAGAUAUUGAGGAUGCUGAGGAAGAAGCUCAAGCUAAUGACGGGACAGAUGCCACAGAAGGACUGUUUAAUAUGGAUGAAGAUGAAGAGACGAAAGUGGACACGAGGGCUGCUCCUGCCCCGCUUGACCACAUGGUGCAUCCUGUCGCUGAGCGUCUGGACGUUCUGCUGUCUUUACUUUUGUCCUACAUUAGGGAUGUCUGCUACGUAGAUGGUAAGGUGGAUAACAACAAAACCAAGGAGUUAUAUCGAGAUCUGAUAACCAUCUUUGACAAACUCCUGUUGCCUACCCACGCCUCCUGCCACGUACAGUUUUUCAUGUUUUACCUGUGCAGCUUCAAGUUGGGCUUUGCAGAAGCGUUUUUGGAACACCUUUGGAAGAAACUGCAGGACCCAAAUAACCCUGCCAUCAUCAGGCAAGCUGCUGGAAAUUAUAUUGGAAGUCUCUUGGCAAGAGCUAAAUUUAUUCCUCUUAUUACUGUGAAAUCAUGCCUAGAUCUCUUGGUUAACUGGCUGCACAUAUACCUGAAUAACCAGGACUCGGGGACAAAGGCUUUCUGUGAUGUUGCCCUCCACGGACCCUUUUACUCAGCCUGUCAAGCCGUGUUCUAUACUUUUGUCUUCAGACACAAGCAGCUUUUAAGUGGAAAUCUGAAAGAAGGUUUACUGUACCUUCAAAGUCUAAAUUUUGAACGCAUAGUCAUGAGUCAGCUAAAUCCUCUGAAGAUCUGCCUGCCCUCAGUAGUUAACUUGUUUGCUGCCAUCACGAGUAAGUACCAGCUGGUCUUCUGCUACACCAUCAUUGAGAGGAACAAUCGCCAGAUGCUCCCAGUCAUUCGAAACACAGCUGGAGGGGACUCGGUGCAAACCUGCACCAACCCGCUCGACACCUUCUUCCCCUUCGACCCCUGUGUUCUGAAGAGGUCAAAAAAAUUCAUUGAUCCUAUUUAUCAGCUAUGGGAAGAUAUGAGUGCUGAAGAGCUUCAGGAGUUUAAGAAACCAAUGAAAAAGGAAAUGGUGGAAGAUGAAGAUGAUGAUUUUUUGAAAGGGGAAGUACCCCAGAACGAUCCUAUGAUUGGGAUAACACCAAGUUCUUUUGACUCAAGUUUCCGCAGCCCUUCCAGCAGUGUGGGGUCCCCACCAGUGUUGUACCUGCCAGACCAAUCCCCUCGGGUGGCCAGGAUUUGUGAUUGAGCGCUGCUUUGCUCCCCUUGGGCCCUGCAGUGAGGUUCCUGUUGUUCAAGCCUCUCACGUUCAAGUUAGACUGACUCCGGCAUCUGGACAAAGGGAGUUUCAUGGUUUGGUUUUGCUUUGCGUGAAGACAAAAGACUGACUGACGCCAUGUGCAGCCCUUUACAGUGGGAAUGAUGAUAAAAUGCUCUACAGCCUUUUCCUGCAAGGUGUGCUUGUGUACAUUUCCAGCCCUGCUAGCAUUCCUAAACAUGGUUAUUGAGAUCUUUGUAACAUUUGGCAAUAAUUUGAACAGAUGAUAUUUUUGACACACCUUUGGCCAAGACUUUAUGCUCUAACUUCUUUUCAGUGAAAAAUCUUCUAGGACAUUGUUGAAAAUCUCCAAGUAGAAUGUGUGUACCUUCAAUGUUACUCUUUGCUGUCCGCUGUGAUUGGAUAAGGUGGCUUUUAAAAGUUCAUGGGAAAAUUGGAAUUUUCCACGAGCUUUUGAAUGCCCCUCUUAUUUGUGUAUCGGGGUCCCCAUGGAGUGCAGAAAGAAGGACAUGAAGACAGUAGGGGGUGACCAGAGGGAGUUGGGGUUAUGAAAAGCAAGCAGGAGAGGCACUGGGAGAGAUCUGUGGGCACUUCAAAGCCAGGAGCAGAGAAAAACGAAGGGAUUUGGAGAAACAGAAUCAGACACAUUUUACACGUGCAGGAAAAAAAAAGGAAAAAAAUUAAAAAGAAGUGGGGAGACCCUCAAAGUAUAAUUCCAGGAAAUGUGUAAGUCACAUUGGCACAAAACACUUUCUGUUUUACGCGGAGGAUCUUAAGAGUCCCGUGUGAAUUGAAACAUCGUUUAUGUCCAGACUUUCAAACGAGUUAUACUUGACUAGCAUCUGUUGGUCAUCUGUAGGCUUUCUUGCUCACAUGUGAAAACAAACUUGCAUGUGACUUUGAAAGAGGUCACAGGUAGUGGAAUAGAGAGCACUACUGCGCCCCCUCGGGGCUCUUCACAUCAUGAAUACCACUUGGUGAAGAAGCCCUUCUCUGGCAAGACUCAGUAUUUUUAAAAGUAGACCCUAAGAGAGGCACAUCUAAGACAACCAUGUUCUAAAAAAAUUAUGCAAGCACUACACUGGCAUCAUUUUGAAGCUCCGUGUUUUCUUCCUUUUAGUUUCAUUCUUUGUGCAUGUCCUUUUUUGUUUACUUGUUAAAAAAUAAGCAUCUCUAAAUAUUUAUUGUAUUUACUACUUUUCCUUAUUCUUUAUUUAAGGGCCAGCACUAUUUUCUUGAUCAUAAGACUUUUGUAAUGAAAUACUUCUUUUUCCUGGAGCUUUUUAUGCUCUUGUGUAAUUCUAAUGAUGAUAAAUGUAGAAUUUGGAUUUGAAUCUGUGAAUAUAUCCUUGGAAAAUGGACAUUUUUAUUGCUUUAACACAUUUGGAAUAUUGAUGAAUUUCUUCCAAAGACAGUGAAAAGUUAUGAGAAACUUAAAGAAACCUUUUUUUUUUUUAAGUAGUGACCAAAAAAGCUGUGGACUUUUUGUAUUCUGGUUAAAAUAAAUAAAUGAAGAACAGACGCUUUAAUGUAAGAGGA